AUGCGCAGCUUGAUUGCGGCCCUGGAGCAUUUGCAGCGAGUGAAGAUUCUAACCAUCAAGCAGUGCAGUGAUAUCACGUCGCUGCCCGUGUCUCUUCCCCGCCUGCCUGCACUCACCAACCUCAACCUUGACAUAAGACAACUCGCAUUGCUGCCCGAAGAUUUCGGGCAGCUGUCAACGCUUCGAACGCUCGCCUUAAAUCUGGAAAGUCUCACAGCCCUACCUGAUUCCGUCGCCCUGGUUACCACACUUCAAGAGCUUUCCCUCUAUAACCUUCAACGCCUUACACAUCUGCCCCAGAAGUUCGGGCAGUUGGUUUCUUUGGAGAAGCUGUGCAUGAAGCGCCUUCCGCUGCUCACACAUCUGCCCGAAUCCUUUGGACAGCUGGCUGCUCUUCGAGAGGUAAAACUUCUGGAGUGUGGGCAACUGCAGCAACUCCCGGACUCCCUAUCCCAGCUGUCUUCUCUCGAGCGCCUGGAGAUUAACAUUUGUCCCCGCCUCACAGUGCUGCCAGACGACAUGGGGAAGGGUCUGCACUCCUUGCGCCAUCUGCUUCUACUGGACUGCACCGCUCUCACCCGCCUCCCUCCGUCCUUCUCCUGCCUGACGUCUCUCGAAACCCUCAAGAUUGAACGCGCACAGCGCUUCAGGGGCACGCUGCUAGAUGGCUUUGGCAGCUUGAAAAGCCUCAAGAAGCUGUCGCUCGACUCUAUGCCGCGGCUAUCCGCGCUCCCUGCCUCCUUCUCGGGCGUUAAUUCCCUCACCAGCUUGGAAGUGGGAAACUGCCCCAAAGUAUCGGUCCUGCCUGAGGGGAUUGGACGGCUGGAUGCACUCGAGGAGGUCAGGAUCUUCAAAAUGGACGGCCUGAUACGUCUCCCUCCGUCGCUUCUUGACCUGCCCCGUCUGCGGGCUUUGGAGGUGCGGGCAUGUGAUGGGUUAAGUGCGGUGCUAGGUGAUGAGAGGGUGCUUAGACGUACUGCCAGGGGUUUUGUGACCGGCACCGGCAGCACCAGCCGCAGCAGCAGCAGGCCCUUGCUUCCUUCCAUUCAGAGCCUCAAGAUUAAAGAGCUCAAUGUUGAGUCGUUUGGACCAUCCCUCGGUCGCCUCUCCUCUCUGACGCAGUUGGAGCUCCUGGAAAUGAACAGGCUUGAAUCUCUCCCUGAUUCCAUUUCUCAACUCUCUCAGCUGCAAAGGCUUAAGGUUGAUUGGUCUUCUAAUCUGAAAGCACUGCCCGAGACCCUUGGGGGGCUUGCAGGGCUGCGUGUCUUGCAGCUGGUCUACCUCUCGAGAAUGCGACAGCUGCCCGAGUCUCUCGGGCAGCUGAAAAUGCUCGAGACGCUGGAGAUUAUCGAUUGCUUCAAGCUGAUGGAGCUUCCAGCGUCAUUUGUGAAUCUACCCAAGCUACAAACCUGCUCUCUCAUCAUGCUUGGAAUCUCAACCAUUCCGGAUGAUAUAUGGAAGCUGUCUUCCCUCCAGAAGUUGCUGAUUCGGGGACUGAAGCAGUUGAGAAGCUUGCCGGAUUCGCUUACUCAGCUGCCUAGGCUUGAGGAGCUGGAGGUGUGCGCGUGCAAGAAGCUGACUCGCCUGCCCCCCUUUCUUCGAAAAAUGCCGUCGUUGCGGGAGUGCCGCAUCAGUGAAUGCCCUCUGCUGCCCAGGCGAGACACAAGGGGAGUUCCUGCUAGGAGAGAGGAGGGAGAGGAGGGGGAGGGGGAGGGGGAGGAGGAGGAGGGGGAGGAGUGGGAGGGGAAGGAGGGGGAGGGGGAGGAGGAGGAGGAGGGGGAGGGAGGGGACGCGGAAAGGGAAGAGGCGGGCGGGGAGGCAUCGGAGGAGGAGGAGAGUGGUGGUGAGGAUGAGGAGAGUGAUGGUGAGGAGAGUGGUGGAGAGGAUGAGGAGAGUGGUGGAGAGGAUGAGGAUAGUGAGGAUGAGAGUGGUGGAGAGGAUGAGGAUAGUGGUGGAGAGGAUGAGAGUGGUGGAGAGGAUGAGAGUGGUGGAGAGGAUGAGAGUGGUGGAGAGGAUGAGAGUGGUGGAGAGGAUGAGAGUGGUGGAGAGGAUGAGAGUGGUGGAGAGGAUGAGAGUGGUGGAGAGGAUGAGAGUGGUGGAGAGGAUGAGAGUGGUGGAGAGGAUGAGAGUGGUGGAGAGGAUGAGAGUGGUGGAGAGGAUGAGAGUGGUGGAGAGGAUGAGAGUGGUGGAGAGGAUGAGAGUGGUGGAGAGGAUGAGAGUGGUGGAGAGGAUGAGAGUGGUGGAGAGGAUGAGAGUGGUGGAGAGGAUGAGAGUGGUGGAGAGGAUGAGAGUGGUGGAGAGGAUGAGAGUGGUGGAGAGGAUGAGAGUGGUGGAGAGGAUGAGAGUGGUGGAGAGGAUGAGAGUGGUGGAGAGGAUGAGAGUGGUGGAGAGGAUGAGAGUGGUGGAGAGGAUGAGAGUGGUGGAGAGGAUGAGAGUGGUGGAGAGGAUGAGAGUGGUGGAGAGGAUGAGAGUGGUGGAGAGGAUGAGAGUGGUGGAGAGGAUGAGAGUGGUGGAGAGGAUGAGAGUGGUGGAGAGGAUGAGAGUGGUGGAGAGGAUGAGAGUGGUGGAGAGGAUGAGAGUGGUGGAGAGGAUGAGAGUGGUGGAGAGGAUGAGAGUGGUGGAGAGGAUGAGAGUGGUGGAGAGGAUGAGAGUGGUGGAGAGGAUGAGAGUGGUGGAGAGGAUGAGAGUGGUGGAGAGGAUGAGAGUGGUGGAGAGGAUGAGAGUGGUGGAGAGGAUGAGAGUGGUGGAGAGGAUGAGAGUGGUGGAGAGGAUGAGAGUGGUGGAGAGGAUGAGAGUGGUGGAGAGGAUGAGAGUGGUGGAGAGGAUGAGAGUGGUGGAGAGGAUGAGAGUGGUGGAGAGGAUGAGAGUGGUGGAGAGGAUGAGAGUGGUGGAGAGGAUGAGAGUGGUGGAGAGGAUGAGAGUGGUGGAGAGGAUGAGAGUGGUGGAGAGGAUGAGAGUGGUGGAGAGGAUGAGAGUGGUGGAGAGGAUGAGAGUGGUGGAGAGGAUGAGAGUGGUGGAGAGGAUGAGAGUGGUGGAGAGGAUGAGAGUGGUGGAGAGGAUGAGAGUGGUGGAGAGGAUGAGAGUGGUGGAGAGGAUGAGAGUGGUGGAGAGGAUGAGAGUGGUGGAGAGGAUGAGAGUGGUGGAGAGGAUGAGAGUGGUGGAGAGGAUGAGAGUGGUGGAGAGGAUGAGAGUGGUGGAGAGGAUGAGAGUGGUGGAGAGGAUGAGAGUGGUGGAGAGGAUGAGAGUGGUGGAGAGGAUGAGAGUGGUGGAGAGGAUGAGAGUGGUGGAGAGGAUGAGAGUGGUGGAGAGGAUGAGAGUGGUGGAGAGGAUGAGAGUGGUGGAGAGGAUGAGAGUGGUGGAGAGGAUGAGAGUGGUGGAGAGGAUGAGAGUGGUGGAGAGGAUGAGAGUGGUGGAGAGGAUGAGAGUGGUGGAGAGGAUGAGAGUGGUGGAGAGGAUGAGAGUGGUGGAGAGGAUGAGAGUGGUGGAGAGGAUGAGAGUGGUGGAGAGGAUGAGAGUGGUGGAGAGGAUGAGAGUGGUGGAGAGGAUGAGAGUGGUGGAGAGGAUGAGAGUGGUGGAGAGGAUGAGAGUGGUGGAGAGGAUGAGAGUGGUGGAGAGGAUGAGAGUGGUGGAGAGGAUGAGAGUGGUGGAGAGGAUGAGAGUGGUGGAGAGGAUGAGAGUGGUGGAGAGGAUGAGAGUGGUGGAGAGGAUGAGAGUGGUGGAGAGGAUGAGAGUGGUGGAGAGGAUGAGAGUGGUGGAGAGGAUGAGAGUGGUGGAGAGGAUGAGAGUGGUGGAGAGGAUGAGAGUGGUGGAGAGGAUGAGAGUGGUGGAGAGGAUGAGAGUGGUGGAGAGGAUGAGAGUGGUGGAGAGGAUGAGAGUGGUGGAGAGGAUGAGAGUGGUGGAGAGGAUGAGAGUGGUGGAGAGGAUGAGAGUGGUGGAGAGGAUGAGAGUGGUGGAGAGGAUGAGAGUGGUGGAGAGGAUGAGAGUGGUGGAGAGGAUGAGAGUGGUGGAGAGGAUGAGAGUGGUGGAGAGGAUGAGAGUGGUGGAGAGGAUGAGAGUGGUGGAGAGGAUGAGAGUGGUGGAGAGGAUGAGAGUGGUGGAGAGGAUGAGAGUGGUGGAGAGGAUGAGAGUGGUGGAGAGGAUGAGAGUGGUGGAGAGGAUGAGAGUGGUGGAGAGGAUGAGAGUGGUGGAGAGGAUGAGAGUGGUGGAGAGGAUGAGAGUGGUGGAGAGGAUGAGAGUGGUGGAGAGGAUGAGAGUGGUGGAGAGGAUGAGAGUGGUGGAGAGGAUGAGAGUGGUGGAGAGGAUGAGAGUGGUGGAGAGGAUGAGAGUGGUGGAGAGGAUGAGAGUGGUGGAGAGGAUGAGAGUGGUGGAGAGGAUGAGAGUGGUGGAGAGGAUGAGAGUGGUGGAGAGGAUGAGAGUGGUGGAGAGGAUGAGAGUGGUGGAGAGGAUGAGAGUGGUGGAGAGGAUGAGAGUGGUGGAGAGGAUGAGAGUGGUGGAGAGGAUGAGAGUGGUGGAGAGGAUGAGAGUGGUGGAGAGGAUGAGAGUGGUGGAGAGGAUGAGAGUGGUGGAGAGGAUGAGAGUGGUGGAGAGGAUGAGAGUGGUGGAGAGGAUGAGAGUGGUGGAGAGGAUGAGAGUGGUGGAGAGGAUGAGAGUGGUGGAGAGGAUGAGAGUGGUGGAGAGGAUGAGAGUGGUGGAGAGGAUGAGAGUGGUGGAGAGGAUGAGGAUAUUGAGCAUGAAUAUGCCAUGGACAGUGACUAA
Closterium sp. Naga37s-1 is the source of this 4755-nucleotide messenger RNA. NCBI's taxonomy places the organism in Eukaryota, Viridiplantae, Streptophyta, Zygnematophyceae, Desmidiales, Closteriaceae. The record is from the annotation of a GenBank genome assembly.